This is a messenger RNA of Biomphalaria glabrata, 874 nucleotides long. RefSeq lists its product as uncharacterized. The record is from RefSeq and is a predicted model, not a curated record. The coding region runs from base 171 to 740 and encodes 189 amino acids. NCBI's taxonomy places the organism in Eukaryota, Metazoa, Mollusca, Gastropoda, Planorbidae. The transcript has 5 exons.
ACGCCUGGAUCACUCCCGAGCCAGAUCUCGAUCAAUGUUGACUUUGAAAAUGACACUUUCUGAAACACAAACAAGACUUACACUUUGAGAAUUAAACAUUUCUUUUGUGUAUCACACCAACUGACGACAAUGAAAUAACUUUCUCUAGUGUAUCACACCAACUGACCACAAUGAGAUCUUCCUACCAACGAGCGACAAGCGUGUAUAGCACAAGUUCACACAGAGGCUCGACAAGACCAAAAGGAAUGUCGACAGAUGAAAGAUUUUCUACAGAUCCAGCCAUCGUUACUCAACUAGAUAUGUUUAAACCCAAGCUACUGACAAGUUUGAUUAGAGAAGAAAAGAUCAAAGACAUUAAUAGCCGAGUCACUCGCUCAACAUCCAACUCACGAAUGAUACAGCCAUUAUAUACACAGGAAGAACUGAAAUCUCAACUCACCAGCAACGUUCGGACUUUGUUGUUUGAUAAAAACGGUGGAUUGAGAAAGAGAUUCAGCUGGAGCAGCCGAUCAAGUCUUAAAAGACCAGAUUUAGGAACUGGAUCAUUGCCGCCGGCGCCUGGAUGUUUACCUCCGAUCUAUCCCAAGCUCUGGACACACCCAAGCCUGGACAGUUAUGAACAGAAGUGGCUUUCCCACAAACGACAUCUGACGAGCGACUUCCUGAGUCCUACUACAAGGCAUUGGACUAAAUCGUAUUCCUUACUCAGGAUGUCAGAGAAACACAAGUCCAGACAUUAACUUUGUGUCUUUUUUGUUUGAAAAUCAAAUCUCGUUGAUUUUUAUACAUUUGUAUUAUGUUAUACUUUCUUUUGACAGACAAUUUUUUAAAGGUUUAAUUGAGAAAGAAAAUUAAAAAGUUACACAUUUUUAAA